Messenger RNA from Mucor mucedo, 2560 nucleotides. RefSeq lists its product as uncharacterized. The transcript has a single exon. The record is from RefSeq and is a predicted model, not a curated record. Bases 72 to 2426 code for a protein of 784 amino acids. Lineage: Eukaryota; Fungi; Mucoromycota; Mucoromycetes; Mucorales; Mucoraceae. Gene Ontology annotation, biological process: small GTPase-mediated signal transduction. Gene Ontology annotation, molecular function: guanyl-nucleotide exchange factor activity.
GGUUCCUUUUUUUUUCUACUUUUUUAAAUUCUUACUAUCGUAAUUGAUUUAUUUUUUCUAUACAUACCAAAAUGGCUUCAGCCAGUAACAACCAUAAUAGCGGAGGACUCCCAGUAAUUCCUCUCUCACCUAUCGCACAGUCUUUUAUUAUUUGCAAAAAUGCUAUUAACCAAGCUUCCGAUAAACUGACUGAAGCCAAGAAAGUCAGACCUCAUCUUGGCGUUGAUGUUCUGAGAGGAUUCCUUGAGACUGUAAAAUUAGAAAGACAUCGUCUCGACACUUUGACUAGAAAAAUGCAGUCCGUUGAGGCAGCUACUUCCUUAUUUUGGGAUUCAGAUGCUCUUGCAAGACAAAUUGCAGUUAUCGAUUGCCAACUUUACAGUAGUGUUCUUUUAGACAAGAGAUCACUUUCACAAUUAGAUGCCGAGGCUACCAAACUUGUUCAUCUUGUUGACUUUCAUCAUUACUUGACUCACAGUUUUGCUCAUCAACUUAUUUAUUGGGCGGAACUCACAAAGCCGGAAAAUGGAGCUUCUGCUGCCGUCGUACCACCUGUGCAUACCAAGGAUAGUUUGAUCACCCAUUUGGUUCGUGUGGCUUAUUUGCUCCUACAUGCAUAUCGUGACUUUUCAGGUUUUGCUGCCAUCAUGAAGGCACUGACCGUACCCGAAGUAAGAAGAUUAAAGAAGCUCUGGCAGCCUUGCUCUUCUCGUACCAAGGAUAUGUUUCGCGAUUUAGCUCAAAUCGUCGCUCCAGCCAAAAACUAUCAAGCCUAUCACACCUGUCUCCGCACAAAAUUGGAUGUACAUCAUCAUACAGGCAGUGGGGGUAUGAUGAUUGCCAUUCCUUGGAUUCAACCUCAUCUUUUAUCUAUUCGGUCUAUUGUGACAGCAUAUACUGCGGGGGAUGACCAUGACCAACAGCACACUGGUGAUAUCGUACUCUCGGCCCCCGGAGCUCAUAAACUCAAUAUUGAGCUAUCUAUCUUGGAACUCUGUCAGCACAAUUCAACCAUCGAUACUGCUUCAGCUAAUGAAUUUUUGUUGGAAGACAUUUUGACACCCACAGAUAAAAAGAGCAAACGGGUUUCCAUGGCAACCUCUAAAGCUAUUCAUAUAGAGGGAUUACGUGCUGCUGUAAUUCCCGUAGGCAAUCUAAAUCAUUUAGCCCCUGGAGAUCAACUCACUCACCAUUGGCUUGUCUCUCGCGUUUACUUACGUAAGGAUCAACUGAUUAAUGAAAGUAUUGAGGUGGAGCCUUUAAAGCCUGGGGAAUCCAUCACGUGUGACAAGGAUGAGUUUGAAGAAGCCAUGAGCCAACAGACUAAAUAUUUAGCUAGUCGACCUGUCAGUGUUAUUUCAAGACGUACAAGUAUUGCACCACCUGAACCUACGGAAGAUAUUUUUGAGCAAGAGCUAGUGGACAUUGUACGUACAACCCGACCAGAGUCUAUAAAUGACAGCACAGAUGAAAAUGACGAUGACAACGACGAAGAUCAAGGCGGACUUGAUGUAGUAGUUGAUACCAAAUCUAUCGAAAUACCAUUGGUUAGCCCUGUAGAAGAAUCAAAUAUUGAAGAGCACGAGGUUACACUACAUCCCACUACUACAAUUAUGCCAGAACUAGAACAUCAAAACGAGCCUAGGGCUGCUACACAAUCACCUGAGAGUGCUAAUAAACCUCAGUCAGUGGUAGAAGAAGAAGAAGACGAAUACAUCGAGGUCAUUGUAGAAGACAACAAGGAUCCUCUGUUAGGUCAUGAAGUUCCUACUAAAGAAGUGGAGCCAGAGCAAGAGCAAGAGAGAGUAGAUGCUAGUAAUUACUCUGGUUCUUCAUCUUCCAACUCCACUUCGGUCAGUAAACAAAAAUCAAGACUAUCCCCUACUGCACCUGAAUUUGUGCCUGGCGGAGCUAGCAGCAAUCAAGGAAUGGGUUCCGGUGCCAAGAAGCCUUCCAGUGUUAAUACCAGUACUUCUGACGAAAGAUGGUUAGGAUACCCCGUGAAGGAUGAUGAGGAGGAAGUGCGUCAUGAGAAUGGAUCCGAAAGAUGGAACGGAUAUCCAGAGCCCCAGAAGGGAACACAACAAACGAUUGACGAAGAGGAUGAAGACGAUGAGAUUUGGAGAGGUUAUCCCGAACCUAAUAGUAGCACAGGUAGCCCCCGACAUGCGUCAUCACAGUCAGAUGCUUCAAUAGAAUGGAAGGGAUAUCAAGCCACAAAGGAAGAAGCAAAUUGGCAGAUAGAAAGUCAAUUAAAAGUCCAGGAACAUGAAUGGCAAGGUUAUGCCUUGGAAACCUUGGAUGAAGAUGAGCUUGAUUCGAGUACGAUGAUGGACGGUGAAUUCGAAAAGUCACGGCAUGCGCGUGGUCAACAAGGCAAUGAGGACCAACUGAUGGAAAACUUUAAAAGAAAAUUUAAUGUCUAACCAUUUUUACUGCUAUUACUAUAUUCUCUUAUUUAAUUAUUCUUGUUCAAUACAAAAAAAAAAGUAAAAAAAAAAUGCUUCAAAAAAAGACAUAAAAAGAAAAAAAGAAAUAAAUACCGUAUAAUAUACCCAAC